AUGGAGGGAACAAGUUCCUCGAAGAUGCACGUGGCGAAGGCAGAGGCGGAGGCGGGGACGGGGACGAGGAGGCAAGACUCCUACUGCCUCGAAAUGUUCUCUGUGGAAGUCGAAAACAUGAAGCAGGAUCUGACGGGUCUGGAGAAUCUGUACAACAGCCUCUGCGAAUCGAACGAGGAAAUCAAGAAGGCCAAGGAUUCGGCGACGAUGAGGGCAAUCCGGGCCCGGCUCAACGACGACCUCGACGACCUUUUCAAGCUGGCUAAGCAGAUCAACAAGAAAUACGAGGGAAUUGUUCGGGCUAAUGCGGCACAGCGUGGCUCGGGCGAUGACCAGGCCCGGGCCGGGAUGAUCUCGGACCUCGUUGACGCGCUCCAUGGUCUCAUGAGGAGAUUUCAAUCGCUUAGGGGUGAGAUGGAAACUGAUCAUAGGCAGAUCAUUGAAGCCAAGUUCUUCAUGAUCACGCGUGAGAAGCCGACAUCCGAGGCCAUCGACAACCUAAUCGCGAGCGAGACGGCGAGGAGCCCCCUCCCCCACGCCACCCAGGAGCACGGGUGGGACCCAGUGGCCGAGGCUGUGGCGGAGAUCCAGGAGCGGCGCGACGCCAUAAGGGAGGUCCGUAGGAACCUCAUGGCGCUGCACCAAGUCCUCCUGGGAAUAGCCGCGCCGCCCACCUCUGCCGAUGUCGGACAGGGGCAGGGCGGCGGUAGCAAACCCACUGCGGCCAGAGAUACGGCGGAGGCUACACAGCCGGCCGCCGCCGCGACAGGAGGCGGAGGAAAGGGCGGCGGGAUGGGGGCCCUUAAUGAUUACGAGAGGGAGACAAGAAAUCAAGCUUAUAUUGCUAUAGUAAUUGCUUUGGUGAUUAUCAUAGCACUAGUCAUCUCCACUAUUAGAGUGGAUAUUGCAUUGGAAAAUACCGGUCCAUGA
Salvia splendens (bonfire salvia) is the source of this 930-nucleotide messenger RNA. Its product is annotated as syntaxin-125. The record is from RefSeq and is a predicted model, not a curated record. The transcript is spliced from 2 exons. Bases 1 to 930 code for a protein of 309 amino acids. Gene Ontology annotation, cellular component: membrane. Gene Ontology annotation, biological process: vesicle-mediated transport. Lineage: Eukaryota; Viridiplantae; Streptophyta; Magnoliopsida; Lamiales; Lamiaceae.